Molecule: messenger RNA, 1458 nt
Organism: Glarea lozoyensis ATCC 20868
Lineage: Eukaryota; Fungi; Ascomycota; Leotiomycetes; Helotiales; Helotiaceae
Product: ALDH-like protein
Exons: 4
Coding region: 1-1458 (485 amino acids)
Molecular function (GO): aldehyde dehydrogenase (NAD+) activity
Source: RefSeq, a predicted model, not a curated record
AUGAACGGCACCAAAGAAACCCCAAUCGAGUUCGAGAAGUUCCACAACAUUGUUGACGGUUUACCCCGCUCCAGCACCAAUUUCCAUCGUGGCACGAACCCCUCUGAUGGGAAAGAGUUGUGGGAAGUACCAAUUGCAAGCGAGAAUGAUCUGGACGAUGCUGUGGAGGCUGCGAGGAAAGCGUUCAAAACAUGGUCAAAAACGAAGUGGGAGGAUAGGCAGGAAAUAAUCAAGAAUAUUGCCAAGGAGUUUAUGAAGUAUGAAGCAGAAAUGGGGAAACUGGUUAUGUUGGAGGGAGGAAAGCCGAUACAAUUUGCCAAAUUCGACCUGGGAAAUGCUUCCAAAGGACUUCUCUGGGCCGCUUCAGAAAAGAAAUUCGAGGAUGAAAUAAUAUCCGACAAUGCUGACCUUAAAUUGACCAUGCGACAUGUACCGCUCGGCGUCGUUGGUGCAAUCUGCCCAUGGAACUUCCCACUUCCAAUAUCCAUGAACAAAAUCGGUCCAGCACUCCUCACUGGAUCGACGAUAAUCAUGAAACCAUCUCCUUUUACACCCUACAGCAUUCUCAAAUUGGUAGAAAUCGCACAGAAAUUCCUACCACCAGGAGUUCUUCAAGCUCUCAACGGAGACGACAAAUUAGGUCCUCUAAUGACCGAACAUCCAGGUAUCAACAUGAUCACCUUCACCGGCUCAACUCCAACUGGAAAGAGGGUAAUGGCUUCUUGCGCAAAGACGCUAAAACGCGUAACCCUAGAGCUCGGUGGUAACAGCGCAGCAAUCAUCUGUCCAGACGUCGAUGUUAAUAAAGUCGCUCCAAAAGUAGCACUUGCUGCAUUCUUCAACUCCGGACAAAUCUGCGUAGCCAGCAAACGACUUUACGUGCACAAAGACAUCUACGCCGACAUGCUUGCCGCCGUAAAGAAGGUAGUUGAAGGCUGGAAAACGGCGCCGGCGGUAGAAGAAGGCACGAUGCUUGGUCCUGUGCAAAACAAAAUGCAACACGCGAUUGUUAAAGACUUCUUCGAGGAUUGUGCGUCACAAGGAUAUGAUUUUGCGCUUCAAGGAGAGGUAGGUAAGGGAGAGGGAUUCGUGGUCCAACCUGCGAUUAUUGAUAAUCCACCCGAUGAUUCGAGAAUCGUGAGGGAAGAACAAUUCGGUCCUAUCGUACCCAUGCUUCAAUGGGAGGACGAAGACGAAGUCAUCGCCCGCGUCAAUGAUACUACCACCGGUCUUGGCGGCGCUGUUUACUGUGCAGAUCUCGACCGCGCUCAACGUCUUGCCUCCAGGAUCGAAGCGGGAAAUAUCUGGAUCAACAGCAAUGAGAAACCACUACCGAAUGCGUUUUUCUCGGGGUGGAAGGAGAGCGGGAUUGGUGGCGAGAGUGGAAGGUUGGGAUUGUAUAAUUAUAUGAAUACCCAGGUUACGCAUUUGUAUAAGGCGGAUGUUGCGAAAUUGUAA